GACACUACUGUUAUGUUCCCUCCCUCCUGGAAGGAGAGCUCCAGCUCCUGCAAAUCCAAGCCGCCUCCUCUUCUUAAUUCCCUUCCUUUCUCCUUCCACUCUCUGGAAACUCAGGGACAGAGCAGAAACUUAAUAAUAAUUGCAAACUAGGUGAUAAUUGUCACCCUCUCAGUCCUGGGCUCCCUCUCUUUUUUCCUUAAAUUUGUCCUCAAGUCUCAGUAAAUGAUAACUACAAUCCUUGCAAGAUGAAGUUCGCUUACUUUUUCCCAGCCUUCCUACUUCAGGGCUGCUUUCUUUUCAGAACAGUUCUUGCUCAAGCAACCGCAGUCUCCAAUGGUGCAGCAACAUUUCAAGAUUGUCCUGUGGAUCUGUUUUUCGUCUUGGAUACCUCUGAGAGUGUUGCCUUAAGAGAAAAGCCUUUUGGGGCCUUGGUGGAUCAAGUUAAAGCAUUCACCAACCGAUUCCUUGAUAAGUUAACUGACAGGUACUAUCGGUGUGACCGGAAUCUUGUGUGGAAUGCGGGAGCCUUGCAUUACAGUGAUGAAGUGCAGCUGAUCAAGGAGCUCAGCCGGAUGCCUGCAGGGAGAGCAGACCUGAAGAACAGGGUCUCCUCCGUGGUUUCUAUUGGCAAAGGCACCUACACAGACUGUGCCAUCAAGAGAGGGAUUGAAGAGCUGCUCAUCGGAGGAUCUCAUAAGAAUGAAAAUAAAUACCUGAUUGUGGUGACAGAUGGACACCCCUUGGAAGGAUACAAAGAGCCCUGUGGCGGAUUGGAAGAUGCUGCAGCUGAAGCGAAACAUCUGGGGAUCAAAGUGUUCUCCAUUGCCAUAUCUCCAGACCAUCUGGAAUCUCGGCUCGGUGUGAUUGCCACAGACCAUUCCUAUCGUGAGAAUUUCACAGCAACUGGACGUCCAGCACGUGAUAUUGACAACACAAUUGACAAAAUCACUGCUAGAAUUACGGAGACAGUGGAGCAAGAGUGCUGCUCAUAUGAAUGCCAGCCUGCCCGAGGGCCCCCGGGACCAUUAGGGGAUCCAGGAUAUGAGGGAGAAAGGGGGAAACCUGGCCUUCCUGGUGAAAAAGGAGAUGCUGGAGAACCUGGGAAGCAAGGAGACCCAGGACCCAUUGGUUACCAAGGCAUGAAGGGAGAAAAAGGUACCCGAGGUGACAAGGGCUCAAGAGGUGCAAAAGGAGCCAAGGGGGAGAAAGGCAGGCGUGGCAUCGAUGGUUUAGAUGGCAAGAAGGGUGAACAAGGAUUUCAUGGGUUACCAGGAUGCAAAGGAUCCCCAGGAUUUGAUGGCUUGCAAGGACCUCCUGGGCCAAAAGGGGAUCUAGGUCCUUAUGGACCCAAAGGAAGAAAGGGAGAGCCUGGGCUUAGUGGAAGACCAGGCAGGACAGGAAACUCUGGAAGUCCUGGAGAUAAGGGACCGCCUGGAGAGUCCGGAGUGCCUGGAGAGAAAGGAGAAAUGGGAGAUGAGGGAAAUCCUGGCCCAGAUGGCCCCACGGGAGACAGGGGUGCAAAUGGAGAAAGAGGGCCGCUAGGGAACCCUGGUACCCGUGGACCAAGAGGGGAAAAGGGUGAGCCAGGGCCACAGGGUGACCAAGGACGAGAAGGACCUUUUGGACCGCCUGGAGAGCCAGGUGAAGCAGGCCCAGCUGGUCCGAAAGGGUACAGAGGAGAUGAAGGCCCUUCUGGACCGGAGGGUCCUAAAGGACUGCCUGGCCCACCUGGAUUACCUGGAGAAACUGGCUUGAUGGGUGACAGGGGAGAAGAUGGCCGAGCAGGAAAUGGCACCGAUGGUUUCCCCGGUUUCCCGGGAUAUCCUGGCAACAGAGGUGAUCCUGGGGCUAAUGGUACCAAAGGCUAUCCUGGUCCCAAAGGCGAUGAAGGAGAGAUCGGAGACCCAGGGCUGGAAAGCAAUGCAACUGGGACCCGAGGCAUGAAAGGAGCCAAAGGUUACAGAGGACCAGAAGGGCCCCCAGGACCUGCAGGACCCAGAGGCCCUCCAGGACCAGAUGAAUGUGAAAUUUUGGAUAUCAUCAUGAAAAUGUGCUCUUGCUGCGAAUGCAAGUGUCUUCCUGGCGAUGUUCUGUUUGUGCUGGACAGUUCAGAGAGCAUUGGCCUGCAGAACUUCCAGAUUGCUAAGGAUUUCAUUGUCAAGGUCAUUGACAGGCUUAUCAAGGAUGAAAAAGUGACGUUUAGACCAGGGGAGACCAACGUUGGUGUGGUUCAGUACAGCCAUGACAACACCCAGGAACUGGUGGCCUUGGGAGAUAGCAACAUUGAUAACAUUGGAGCCUUUAAGGAAGCUGUGAAGAACCUGCACUGGAUUGCUGGUGGCACAUAUACUGGGGAGGCCCUUCAGUUCACCAAGGAUAACUUGCUGCGGCGCUUUCCCUCUGAGAAAAGAGUGGUCAUAGUCAUCACAGACGGACGGUCCGAUGUACUUCGGGACCAAACACCACUCAACGUGCUCUGUGAAAGCAAGACCCAGGUGGUUCCCCUGGGUAUCGGUGAUAUUUCCAACAAACCAGCAAACACUGAGCAAUUAUCAACUAUUUCCUGUGGGGGCAUCUCUGUUUAUCAAGAAAACUUUGCUUUGCUGCUGGAUGACAAUUUCCUGCAGAAUGUUACCUCGCAGAUCUGCAAAGAAAAGAAAUGCCCGGACUACACCUGCCCAAUCUCUUUUGCUGGCCCAGCUGAUAUCACACUCCUUGUGGAUAGCUCCACCAGCGUUGGGAGCCGCAACUUCAACACCACCAAGACGUUUGUGAAGCGCCUUGCAGAACGAUUCCUGACAGCAGCCAAGCCUUCGGAGGAUGCCGUGCGCAUUUCUGUCGUCCAGUACAGCGGCAAAGGCCAGCAGAAAGCAGAGGCGCGGUUUGAGCAGAACUACACGGUGGUUGCUAAUGCUAUUGACAGCAUGGAAUUCAUGAAUGACGCCACGGAUGUGAACGCAGCCCUCCGCUUUGUCACUAGUCUCUACCGGCAGUCCGCCCGUGCUGGAGCUAAGAAGAGAGUUCUGAUUUUCUCCGAUGGCAACUCUCAAGGCAUCACCAGCAGUGCCAUUGAGACGGCAGUUCAAGAGGCUCGACGGGCAGAACUUGAAAUCUAUGUACUAGUGGUUGGCACUCAAGCCAAUGAGCCCAAUGUGCGUGUUCUGGUCACUGGGAAAGCGGCAGAGUACGAUGUGGCCUAUGGAGAGAGGCACCUUUUUAGAGUGCCGGAUUACCAGUCUCUGCUGAGGGGAGUGUUCUAUCAAACUGUCUCCAGGAAAAUAGCUGUAGACUGAGGAGGUGGGAGUGGAAGAGCAAAAUAUAUAGAUUCUAAGUGUUCAGAAAUAAAAUGUUAGCAGCCAGCUGGAUCCAUGUUUUUUAUACAAAGCCAUAGCCCACCCAUGUCCUUACUUUUGAGCUCUGUUUUCUUUGUUGUACAUGAAUUCUUCCAGCCUGCAGGGAAAAGCAUAGGAUGGUUUAUUUUCCCCCUACUUGAUAUCUCUCUUAACUGUAACUGAAAUGACUAUUUUUGUACCAUAUUUGAUGAAGGUAAGCCGGGUUCAUAAAGAACCUUAAAUGCACUAACCUUAUUUCUAAGGUUGAUAGCACAUUUCACAUGAAUAUUAGGGUCCUCUUUCUCAAAAUAAAAGGAUCCCCUAUAUUUCAUUGCCAAACUAAUUUGUUAAAUUUGUCUGCUCUUUUAUUUUUAUGUCAAGAAACAUGUUGUGUAACAAUUACUGUUUCGGCUACUUAGCUCCUGAAAGAUUACAUUGUCUUCAGAAAUAUAAGGUUCAUUUCAUGGUAUAGUCACUGCUUUCCACGACAACUAUGGAAAGUGCUAAAUUUGUAACUUGAGUCAUACAAUCAAGUUCAAAGUAGGUUACUUUGACAGAAGGAUUCAACCCAAGAGUAUCUACCCAAACUAGAGGGCGGGAUGAAGGAAGCUGAUGUUGUUCAUACAUGAUAUUGCGGGCUCAUUCACAUUGCUGCUUGUCCUGUGAUUUCUAGGCACGGGUCCGAGAGGUUUUUCUUUCGUCCCUGGGAAAACCCCCAGUUUACUGCUGAAUCAGAACAAACAUGAAUUGGGCUUUCUGAAGAUUUAUGUUUGUUCCGAUUCAGCAGUAAGCAGCAGGUUUCCACAGGGAAGCGGCGGGACAAAAGGAGAACCACUUGGAGCUGUACCUAGAAAUUAUGGGACAAGCAGGAGAAAUUGUGGGUGAGCGCUGAGAUUUGCAAAAGUGAUAUUCCAGUUUAAACAAAACCCAAAAGCCUAUGCCAUGAGUUUGGGCCUUUUGGCUUUGGAGGGCCAUCUCCAGCCAACAUGAAGUCCAUGUCGGUGCUACCCCUGCCAUGCCUCAAAGCCUGAGGUUUUACAUUGUUCCUAUGUUUACACAUCAACUCAUUAAAGAGACAUUGAAUUCAGGAACUGGUUGGGACAGAUUUCAUCCAGUGUUUCCAAUGGUGCUCUUGCUAUGAUUUCAGUGUCCUUUCUUUUCAAAACAGGAAAUUGUUUUUAACACUGCGCCUUUUAUUGUCUUUUCACCAAUAUUCAUUUUACCACUUCAUUUUAUUUUAUUCCUGUGAUUUACUGACAGAUGUUCACUUUGAAAAUUUGUUCAAAUAAAUUGUUUUCCACAGUU
Molecule: messenger RNA, 4637 nt
Organism: Podarcis muralis (Common wall lizard)
Lineage: Eukaryota; Metazoa; Chordata; Lepidosauria; Squamata; Lacertidae
Gene: COL6A1
Product: collagen type VI alpha 1 chain
Source: RefSeq, a predicted model, not a curated record